AUGCCAAUAACAAGAACUUUUGCACACGUUAUAAUAGGUGUUUCAGUCGUAAUUGCAGUCUUAGUUGGAUGUGUCGGAGCUGCUGGAGUUUCUGUUGUUAGUCUUGUGUGCUGGGGAUUUUAUAACAUUCUUGUUUUUGGCCUUGGACUGAAACUUGAGCGCUCAGCUGAAAACAUUGGCUCGCCUACGCUGCCCAGACAUCAACAAAGGGACGACACAGUGGCACCUCUGUCGACGACGACCAGGAAUGAAGAAAUCGAGCGUCAGAACAAUCCUACCACUCAAAGUUAA
Molecule: messenger RNA, 291 nt
Organism: Schizosaccharomyces cryophilus OY26
Lineage: Eukaryota; Fungi; Ascomycota; Schizosaccharomycetes; Schizosaccharomycetales; Schizosaccharomycetaceae
Exons: 2
Coding region: 1-291 (96 amino acids)
Source: RefSeq, a predicted model, not a curated record